UGUCAGUCAAUGGAGGGAUGAAGAAGAAAUGGUGUGUGUGAUUUUAUUGUUAUUUUAUUGAAAUUAAACUUUUAUUAUUUUAUAAAAGUCGUUUUUAAAGUGAUACACUUAACGUGUAAUAAGUAUGGCAUCUUCUAGUAAAUUACCUGGUACUGGACUGGAAGAUGUUGGCGUACCGGGACAGUCAUAUCUUCGGGACGCUCUCACAAGUUGCACUGAUCCAUUGAAAGCUAUUGAGGAAUUCCAGCUUGAAAACGGUAUUCUCCUGCCUUCCCUGCGACCUAUGCUGCCUCUUCUUGAUCUACACGGUGUUCGCAGACUAGAUUUUCAUACUUCUGUACUGGAAGAGUUGAGAGAUAAACUCAUCGCACAUAUCAAUGAACUUGGGUCUAAGGAUAGUAAAGAAAAUGACAAGAAAUUAAAGGAAUUAUUAUCUAAGAGCUUCUCGGUAGUCAGGGUGAAAGCCCUGAGACCAGUUAUAAUGAGCAUUUUGAAGAACACUCCUCAUAUUGAUGACAAGUAUCUAAAAGUAUUGGUCAGGGACCGAGAACUCUAUAAUGACACAGACACUGAGGUCAAAAGACAGAUUUGGCAAGAUAACCAAUCCUUAUUUGGUGAUGAAGUGUCUCCCCUUUUAAGUCAGUACAUCAGAGAGAAAGAAAAUAUUUUGUUUGACCAUGAAAACUUAACCAACUUAUUCUUUUCACCAUCACCCAAAGUAAGACGACAAGGAGCAGUAGUGCAGAAAUUAGCUCACAUGAUUGGUAACAGUGUGAAAUUAUAUGACAUGGUAUUACAGUUCCUACGCACAUUGUUUUUACGGACGCGCAAUGUGCACUAUUGUACUCUAAGAGCAGAAUUGCUGAUGGCCUUACAUGACUUAGAAAUUCAAGAUAUUAUAUCUGUUGACCCCUGUCAUAAAUUUACUUGGUGCUUAGAUGCUUGUAUAAGAGAAAGAAAUGUUGAUAUAAAGAGAUCUAGAGAACUGCAGGGAUUUCUAGACAGUAUCAAAAGAGGUCAAGAGCAAGUAUUGGGUGAUCUAUCUAUGACCUUAUGUGAUCCUUAUGCAAUAAACUUUUUAGCUACAUCAGCAAUCAAAAUAUUGCAGCAUUUGAUAAAUACUGAAGGUCUCCCGAGAGAUAAUACAAUCCUAAUUCUUUUAUUGAGAAUGUUGGCUUUGGGUUUGAGUGCAUGGGUUAUGAUUGACUCUCAAGAGUUCAAAGAACCUAAACUUGAUAGCCAAGUGGUAACUAAAUACUUGCCAGCCCUCAUGUCUCUUAUGGUGGAUGACCAAGUCAGAGCAUUGCACAACAAACUGCCCCCAGAUGAAAGAGAGUCUGCCAUCACCACCAUUGAGCAUUCAGGGCCUGCUCCUGAUGCCUGUGAGGCAUACAUGAGGGAAAGCUCGGUCUGCGGUGUGUUAGCCAUGUAUUACACUCUUCAUGCAGCAAAACUUCGCGAUAGAGGUGCCCUUCUAAGAAUAUUAAGCAUCUUGGGCAGCUGCAAAGAUGGCAGAGCCUAUGAAGACCCAUUCCUACAUGCACUGGUAGCUUUACUAGUACAGCUGCCUGAUGAAUUCCAGGGAGAAGACUUCAGUACAGUAUUAUUUGAUGAGUUCUUUUUUGCUGGUCUAUCUAAAGAUAAUGUCACAAGACAUCUGCUCAAAUUACUAUGGUACAUUUAUCCAAAGUUGCCAGAGACCAGGAUACAGACUUUAAUGAAGGCGUUACAGCCAGGCACACAGCAUAAUGAAUCUGUACACAAGUUGCAUGAAGCGCUUCAACAAAAGUUGACUGCACAAAUCGAACCGGUACCCACCACAAGUGAAAUGGAGUAUUUAGACUCGCCUUUAAUGAGUGUUCCUACACCGGCACCUUACCACAUGUAAUUUACACUGUUAAUUAAUUAUAACUAAGCAUUUAAGAAUUAAAUUGACUAUACAUAUUUUUAA
Messenger RNA from Ostrinia nubilalis (European corn borer), 1951 nucleotides. RefSeq names its product negative elongation factor B (gene NELF-B). The record is from RefSeq and is a predicted model, not a curated record. Gene Ontology annotation, biological process: negative regulation of transcription elongation by RNA polymerase II. NCBI's taxonomy places the organism in Eukaryota, Metazoa, Arthropoda, Insecta, Lepidoptera, Crambidae. The coding region runs from base 125 to 1888 and encodes 587 amino acids. The transcript has a single exon. Gene Ontology annotation, cellular component: nucleus; NELF complex.